AUGGAUUCCAGUCCCCUCCAGCAAUACAGCACAGCACAGCCACCAGGUCCCCGUUUCACCAGCACGAAUAGAUCGUAUCAUGUAUAUGAUCCCAGCCGAGGAGCAGCGCUAAGGGAUGCUGCAGACUGGGCCAACCCAUACCGGGAGAGACUAGAGCGAACCACACGGGCUCGCAGCAGAAGUCCCUCAUACCAGACUCAACCUGCCGACCUUCCUGGAGCCCGAGAACUACCACAAAGUCCUUUUAUGGGAUUCAAUCAUUAUCCCCGGGAGAUGUAUGUCCCACCCGGAAUCAAUAACCUACUCCCUCAAAGCCUGCCUAGCUCCUCCCCAACACUAUCCCCGAGCAACAUCCAGCGUGGUCGUCAUGGUCACGCUCCAGACCAUGCAGGGGACUCCACUGGACAGACUUACCCUCUUGAUAACGGCAACUUGUAUGGAUACCCCCGCGACCAGGAGCAAGAAGUGCAGGGGGGUUACCCAGCAACUGACAUAGAACCGGCCAACAAACAAGAGGAUGCCAAAGAUGCCAACGACAACAACGAGGAAGAUCACCUAUGUGAAUUUGCCGCUCCAUGUCGAAUGCAUCCCUCGCCCGAUGGAAUGCACUACCGAAAGGUUGUUUCCCACGUGUUUGGCAGAAACAAGGCCGUUACCAAGCUGUUCCCACUCGGCGUCUGGGUCCAUUAUUGCCGAAAGCACUACCAGCGUGCCCGGUACCGUGCAGACCAAUGGCCAUUUACACAGUGUGACCUCCUGUUAGAAUCUCUGAGCCGAAUGGAGAGGUGGGAUGGAGUGGAGAGUUUCGAACUCAUCCUCCGCCGGCGAGAGCAAAUGCGUGUUGGACGUGAAACCGAAAGCGCACCUAUCACCGAGACAUCCAGUCAGAAGGAGGCCACUCCCUCGGCCAGCCAGAUCCAAGACAAAGACAAGUCUUCGAGUAUCGUGCCUCGAGGUCCAGGCCGCAAGCAUCCGACUGCCAUCAUCGCCCCGGUCCCGGACUGGCUUCGCCAACAUGUCGGUCACGGCAAGACAUUCCGAGAAAUCCGCCAGAUCAUCGAACUUGUGCGUGAUCACAUGGUCAGGCUGCGAAACCAGGAAAGAGCUCAACAACAGCCCAGUAACAUUCCCAAGUCCCCGAGUGCACCAGGAAGCCCUCGUCGGGGUGCGUCCUCUAACGGCCGAAAAGGACGUGUGGGUAAGCCCACCAACCGGGACCCCCUACGCGUGCGUGCUAGCACUGUUCGUUUCCCUGAUGUUGAGAUUCUCCCUCAUUUCAAGCCAUGGGUCAAGGAGGCCGCUCUACGCCAGCGAUCUGCCACUAACCGCCCCAUGAACGAAGGGGAUAGCAAAGGCUAUGAACCAGAGCAGAGAAUUUCUGGAGGGGGACGUAUCAUUGGAGAAGUCAACGAUACCCAUGAUAGCAAUGCUCGGGCCGAAUCGACUCAGCCGACAAACGACGAUUCCGUGACGAACGAUACAACUCCGCGCCGUGAUGACCAAAGCUCGGAGCCCAUUGAGAUGACUGGGGCCAAUCUCUCACUAAUGCAACCUCACAUCGGCAGGGCUGGGACAAAUCGUGGCCAGUCUGAGAGCCAGCGACGACGUAGCGAACGGGUCUACCUUAAAGCCAUAGACCGUGUCCCUGGCCAGGAUUCUGUCAAGAAACCCUGCAAGGAUGGUGAUAAAUAG
Messenger RNA from Penicillium crustosum, 1692 nucleotides. RefSeq names its product putative pathogenicity factor. The transcript has a single exon. The record is from RefSeq and is a predicted model, not a curated record. NCBI's taxonomy places the organism in Eukaryota, Fungi, Ascomycota, Eurotiomycetes, Eurotiales, Aspergillaceae. The coding region runs from base 1 to 1692 and encodes 563 amino acids.